AUGCCGUCAAUGGUAACAGGCCGUGCCCUUCUGAGAAAGCCUCUGCCACAGCUGCAUAUUUCCUCCAACCGACCCAUCUGCCAUCAUGCCAGGGCGAGCGCAUUGCACAACAAGACAUUCCUCGGGCCUGUGAGCGACUGGCCAAACAUCUUCCAAGAGGUAAAGCAAUUUGAGAAGAAUCAAGAUUGGUCCCCCAGACUGCUAAGAUGGAGCCUCCUGGGUAGACAGGUUGAUGCAGAAUUUGUCGCCAUUGCGACGAGCACGAACUCCAAGGGCGAUUCCAGCUACACAUCAUGGAAGGUGUGGUUCGCGGAUUUCAAAUCAGCCGACAUUGCUGAUGUAUCCCGGAUAUACCCUCACCCCCGACGUGGCACUGAUCUCAAUCGACCCGGCCACCUAGCAUUGACCAGCUCAAGGCUGUAG
Molecule: messenger RNA, 423 nt
Organism: Penicillium bovifimosum
Lineage: Eukaryota; Fungi; Ascomycota; Eurotiomycetes; Eurotiales; Aspergillaceae
Exons: 1
Coding region: 1-423 (140 amino acids)
Source: RefSeq, a predicted model, not a curated record